Molecule: messenger RNA, 696 nt
Organism: Oikopleura dioica
Lineage: Eukaryota; Metazoa; Chordata; Appendicularia; Copelata; Oikopleuridae
Source: the annotation of a GenBank genome assembly
AUGUCGGUCAAGAAGGCUCAGAACUACGUCCACGUGACCAUUGCCACUCUCAACGCGAAGGGAUCCUUUUUUGCCGACGACGAAGGAAACGGAUUCCACAUUAAUGGAGUCAAAGUCUCGAUGGGAUCCGCCGUCUUCUGCGGAAAAGUUCUUGGAACACAGGAAGUCGAGAGUGGCAACGCAAAUGCUCUCGGAAUCUGCUUGGACGAUGGAACCGGAGUGCAUCUUUUCAACGAUGUCAUUCGAGCUGUCCCGGUCAAGAAGGGAGACUACAUCAAGAUUUUCGGCGCUAUCAAGCCUUCCAAAGAUGACAAGAACAAGGCUUCAGUAAUCGUCCACGUGAUCCGAAAGAUCGAGAAGAAUCCCGGCUCCGUGCUGAGCUGCUUCAUGCUCGAGGCGAUUUACACCGUCGCUCAGGUAAUGGGCAAUGGCACCAACAAGGAAAACGUUCCAAUCGACAAGGCGCCAAACGCAGUUGCUUCGACGAACGAUUUCGUGCGCGAAGGAAUGGACUCCCAGCAGAGCAAAGUCCUCGGCAUCGUGAUCAAGAACGAGACAGAGCAGGGCGCCCAGUGUCCAAAGGACUUUUCAAUGCUUGGAAUCAAGGAGGAGAAACUCCGCGAAAUUCUCGACCAGCUUGCUGAUGAUGGACAUAUCUACAGCACCAUCGACGAAGACCACUACAAGUCGACUUAG